Zychaea mexicana is the source of this 963-nucleotide messenger RNA. RefSeq lists its product as uncharacterized. Lineage: Eukaryota; Fungi; Mucoromycota; Mucoromycetes; Mucorales; Lichtheimiaceae. The transcript has a single exon. The coding region runs from base 271 to 918 and encodes 215 amino acids. The record is from RefSeq and is a predicted model, not a curated record.
GAUCCUGGUUGGUUUCUCGAUUUUUCUCUACCAUUACCUUUUUAAAAGUGAAGAAAAGAACCCAAUUGGUAACAUCAAUACGCUAUAAAUCGAUAAUUCUUAGAUGAUCGCUCUUUUGAACAGCGGUUACUGUCCGUAUUCUCCUUCCACUAUCCAGACAUCAUUAUCCGACCCACGUUAGGAUCCUUACUCCCGCGUAAUCUUCUCGGCGCACCAAAUCACAGCAAGAACAUCGUAGCGCACGUAUUACCAUGGAUCCAAGAACAAGAGAUGGAGGCAGAGGAACAAAUGUCGAAUAAUAACAAUACCACUUCCACUGCUGCUGCUGUCUCUGCUAUCGAACCCAUUUUGGGAAGCACGGUAGCCGGCGGUUUGGUGACAGUACACCGAAUCAGUCCAGCCUUAUUCGACAUAUUUUCAGCAUUGCAAGAUCGACUUGUCCACUAUGCUUCAUCGAUGUUUAUCAUUCUUGGAUCGUCGAAAAACUUUUACUGGUUCCGCGGCCUGAGUGCUCAAAAACAACAACAGCAUACUGUCAUCCAUGGGGAUCUUCUGACGCUUUAUCUUCGACUUGCACCUGAACAACAACAGGAAGUGAUACAGCUCAAUUUAAGCAAGGACGAUAGCCAAAAGCAACAAGUUUUGUUUCUGAAUCUCAUACGCGCAUUUUUGGAUGCGACGCCUACAUCCUCGGACGAGCAUGGUGCCAGUUUACGACAGAAUUUAUGGCGAAAGAGGAUGGCUGUAUCAGCAGCAACAACUGUAACAGAUGAGAAUGGCAGCGAAGGAAACGGUGGACAUGGUGACGAUGACAUCAAUGAUGAUGAUGAAGACGAUGUCGAGUUGUUGUAUACAUAUUCAGGCGAAAUAGCAUGGAUGAUGGAUCGGUUGUUACGCGCAAUGGAAAGAUACUGUUGAUAGUGAUAAUAUGACGAUAAUUACAAAUAAAAAGGCGACGAGAAA